CAACUACGCGGCGUUAUAUUCUCAACCCCUCUUUCUCCCUCCAACUCCUUCGCCGUCCUUUUAUUUUCUUGUACUCCCUGCCGCCGAGAUUCUCAGGCGAAUCGAGAUAACUUUGGUCGGGAACUGAGGAGAUCGGUGGAGAGAUUUUGAAUUUAUUUUCCGUUUUUGAAUUGGUUAAUUCGUUCAUUUCGUCGUGGGGGAGGAGAAAUUUUGGUUGAUUUGAUGGUAAUGUGGGGAGAAAUUUGUUUCUUUCUUUUGGGCUUAUUUUCGAUGAAGGAAUCUGCGUUUUGUAGGUGAAGAUUGUGGUGAGGCGAGGCGUGGUGGAAUGUUUUGGAUCUCUUGAUUUCGAUUUGGUUUUGCUUUUUGAGUUAUUUUGGAUCUCGAAGAUUUGUAAGGUAGGAGUAGGAAAUAAGGAGAAGUCGAUUUUUCAGGUUCUGAUGGGAUCCGUAAUUUUCAUUUUUGGUGUUGUUUAAUUUCAUGAAUUCAAUCGCCUUGCCGGCAUUGAUCGGAAUUUGGAAAAACGCGGCAGUUGUCUUUCGGAUGAGUAGAGUUGAUAUAGAUGUGCGUUACUGAGAUGAAGGAGAGGAGGAAUAUUGGAAUUGGGGUGUUGAAGGGCGGAGGAGGAGGGGAGAGAGUGGAGAAGCUGAAGAGCUCGCGGACGAAGCUGUGGAUGAUACGCGCCACCACAAUGGUCUUGCUCUGGACUUGCGUCGUGCAAAUGACGGCAUUGGGAGAGACGUGGGGUCCGCGCGUCCUCAAGGGCUGGCCUGCCUGUUUCUCUCACCCUGAUUCUUCCGCCUCCGCCGUCGAGGAGAAGGUCCCCGCGGUUCCAUCUAGGAUCCUUCCUCCCAAGAGGGUUUAUAAGAACAAUGGUUAUUUGAUGGUUUCCUGUAAUGGAGGUUUGAAUCAAAUGCGAGCAGCGAUUUGUGACAUGGUUACAAUUGCAAGAUAUCUAAAUGUCACCCUUAUAGUCCCUGAGCUAGAUAAAACUUCAUUUUGGGCUGAUCCGAGUGAGUUCCAAGAUAUAUUUGAUGUGGAUCAUUUCAUUACAUCUUUGAGAGAUGAGGUUCGGAUAUUGAAGGAGUUGCCUCCUAGGCUUAAGCAGAGAGUGGAAAUGGGGAGGUUGUACAGCAUGCCGCCAAUUAGUUGGUCUGAUAUAUCUUACUAUCAUAACCAGAUUCUUCCUCUAAUAAAGAAGUAUAAGGUUGUACAUUUAAAUAGGACAGAUGCACGACUUGCCAACAAUGGCCAACCUUCAGAGAUUCAGAAGCUGCGAUGUCGUGUGAAUUUUAGUGGUUUGAGAUUCACUUCUCAGAUAGAGGACUUGGGUAGACGAGUAAUUAAGCUUCUGAGGGGAAAUGGUCCUUUUAUAGUGCUUCAUCUCAGAUAUGAAAUGGACAUGUUAGCAUUUUCUGGUUGUACUCAAGGUUGUAACAAUGAGGAGGUGGAUGAAUUGACAAGAAUGAGAUAUGCUUAUCCAUGGUGGAAAGAAAAAAUAAUAAAUUCUGACUUAAAAAGGAAGGAUGGUUUGUGCCCUUUGACCCCUGAGGAAACAGCACUUACAUUGAGGGCCCUGGACAUUGAUCCUAAUUACCAGAUAUACAUUGCAGCUGGGGAAAUAUACGGUGGGGAUAGGAGAAUGGCAAGUCUUGCCAAAGCUUACCCAAAACUAGUUAGAAAGGAGACUCUGUUGGAACCGUCAGACCUUAGGUUUUUCCAGAAUCACUCAUCCCAGAUGGCAGCGUUAGAUUAUCUUGUAUCGUUGGAGAGUGAUAUUUUUAUACCUACCUAUGAUGGAAACAUGGCAAAAGUUGUUGAAGGUCAUCGCAGAUUUCUUGGGUUCAAGCAGACAAUUCUAUUGGACAGAAAGUUUCUUGUUUAUCUGAUAGACCAGUACACUAGUGGGUCUCAAAGUUGGAAUGAGUUCUCAUCUGCUGUGAAGGAACGUCAUGCAAAUCGCAAGGGACAACCAAUGAAAAGAUUAGUUAUCCCAGACAGGCCUAAGGAGGAGGAUUACUUCUAUGCCAAUCCAGAGGAGUGUUUGCAACAAUCAGAAGAUCUAUUGAGUAGUACAUGAACUUUUUUUGUUAAGAUAUUUGAAAUUCAUUGGUGUUACAGAGUGCUAGCUUUUCUAUCACAGUUCAAAAGGUAAUUCUCUAGUAAGGUCUAGCAGCAACGAUUUUGUUUGAAAGAGCCCAGCUAAGGGAAUUACUGGGAUGCUAAACUCAAGCUAAUGCCUGAGAGAAUCUUCAGAAGCAACAGUGAGACAGGAAGAUGUUUGUUGUCUGCAAAACAAUCAAGAUCAUGUAUAGAAACUGCUGCCCUGCCAUUCCAGGGUAAUACCAGUUCAAUCUGGGUUUUAUACAGAGGGAUGCAAAUAUUUGGUUUACUGAGGCCUGAGGUUCAUGAAGGAAGGUUAAUUCCUUGCCCUUCUUUUUUGGUAAUUUUUUGUUUAUUUCAGAUCACCUACGAUCUUGUGACUUGUGAGUUUCUAGCAUGCAUCACAUCUUGCCACGCUCAACGCCAAACACUAUUUUAUCUCUCUGGUGUGGCCAAAAUGUUGCAGGAAUAGGUCAAGCAUUUAUUUAUACCUCUCACUACACUUUUGUUGUAAAUUAAUGGACAGUCCUUAAUUUUCCUUUGGACCUUAAGGCUGAGUACUUUGUAGUUCUCCGUUAUUUCCGUUGAGAAAUUAAUAUUCAAUCAAUGAAACUGUUUUGCUUGU
This is a messenger RNA of Rubroshorea leprosula, 2725 nucleotides long. The record is from the annotation of a GenBank genome assembly. NCBI's taxonomy places the organism in Eukaryota, Viridiplantae, Streptophyta, Magnoliopsida, Malvales, Dipterocarpaceae.